AUGGCACAUUCAAUUGAGAAUGUUAAAGAUAUCAAUGACUCCAAAGAUUUGUGGAAAUUUGCUGUUAGGAUUAGACAUUUAUGGUCUGUCACAAACAUGUCCAACAAAGAGCACUUGAAAAUAGUUAUAAUGGAUGCAAAGGAAGACUCUAAUAAGUUCAAGUUGAUAUUUUGUGAUGCAUCUUCCGUAAAAACUACAGAUUUGCCAGAUAUUCCUCAGAGCCACAUGAACUUGAUUAGUUUUGAUGACAUACUUGCUGAAAAAUAUGGUUUAUUCGUAGGUGUUAUUGGAGGAGUUCAUGAAAUCAUUCAGACACAGAUGAAUCCGUCAAACAACAAAAAUAAAGUUGUAUUUAUCCUAACAGAUACGAGGUCUUUAAUCCAGUGUACUCUUUAUGGUGACCUUGCAUCACAAUUCUGCAACUACUACAAAAAUAACAAUGAUCAUGCUCAUGUUAUUGUACUUUUUCAAAAUGCACGAUUCAAGGAAGCUGAAGGAAGUUUUCCAUUGACUGUGUCCAACGCAUUGAAAGGUACAAGAUUAACAAGCAAUGAUGUUACGGCAAAGGAUACCAAAUACAAAGCAAGGAUUGUCUUUUGGGACAUUGAUUGUGUUAAGAUGAUUGGAAAAAUUGCCCUUGAACUCAAGAUUGGGUUGAUUGAGCCUAGUGAAGAUAAUCCACUCGAAUAUCCAUAUGCAUUGGAUAAAAUGUUGAAGCAAGAGUUGGCUAUUAGAGUCUUGUUUCAGCCAAAAUAUGGUUGA
Messenger RNA from Lathyrus oleraceus (garden pea), 762 nucleotides. RefSeq lists its product as uncharacterized. The transcript is spliced from 7 exons. NCBI's taxonomy places the organism in Eukaryota, Viridiplantae, Streptophyta, Magnoliopsida, Fabales, Fabaceae. The record is from RefSeq and is a predicted model, not a curated record. Bases 1 to 762 code for a protein of 253 amino acids.